Molecule: messenger RNA, 4545 nt
Organism: Fusarium graminearum PH-1
Lineage: Eukaryota; Fungi; Ascomycota; Sordariomycetes; Hypocreales; Nectriaceae
Exons: 7
Coding region: 1-4545 (1514 amino acids)
Biological process (GO): protein O-linked glycosylation
Molecular function (GO): glycosyltransferase activity; protein binding
Source: RefSeq, a predicted model, not a curated record
AUGGAGGAGUCGAAAUGGACUUUUGGCUUAUCGUCGGUUAGGAUUGCCGUGGGUCUGGCGAAAAAGGUGGGCAGUACAAAGCAAGGGCUGUGUGGCAGAAGCCUGCUAGGCCAAGUCUGUUGGCUGGUUUUGGUGGUACCCCUCUUCAAGCUCAGCUCUGGGUCUCCGUCUUUCCCGCUUCAAAGUGGACCGCAGCGGGCAGGCGCAGGCACCUGGCCUGGCCGCCAUGCUCAGCCGCCAUUUACCAGUGUCCUUCGUCCUGCAUUUUCAGUCAGUUUUGUUUCUUCGCCAAUAUACCCCGUUGUCAUGUUGCCUCUCCUUCAAAACCCCUCUCCUGCGAUGACGCCGCCGCGGUCCAACUUCGAUGCCACCAUAUUUCCGAAUCACGACGCCUCCUCAUUCAGUGACCACCACCUCCAUAAUGUCGCAUCGCCGUAUCAACAGUCAUUUGCAAUUCGCACGUCUCGACCCCAACGGCUCAACAACUCAUUUGGCUCUGCUUUUUACCCGCAACGCCAAGAAUAUCACCUCAGGCGAAAGACUCCCAACGGGACCAUCGAUGCCGGUUAUGACGGAUCACCAUCGCCCUUCUCUCAUGGUCCUCCACCUCCAAAACAUCUAUUUCAGCCUCGGUCGGCAAUUUCUACAGCGUUCCCUCUUGCCAGCCCGUCAAUACACCACCCUCGAUUCACCACUGAAAUAGACCAUCACCAUUCACCCUCAGCCGUUAACAAAGGGUUUGACGACCAUCUACAAGCCCGUUCCAGAUCCUCUACUUGGGCUUACGCGGGUGAUGCCGCACCGCACCACGGCGCAUUUCCUGGCAACUAUUAUGCCUUUCAUCAACCUGAAGCGCAGUUUAACCCAUAUGGUCAACCCGAGGCGUCUGGGUUCCCAAACCUUUACCAACCAGUGAUACGAGCUCACGAAUACAACGUCAGGGCAUUCUGUCCGCCCCCGGUUGUCAUGAACGAAUCGUUGCCUUUUGGUCAACCAGCCAGUCAUAUGCCCUGGAAUUUCCACGCCCAGUCCGGCGUUCUCCCCAGACAUGUUCAACAGCAAGGUCCUCGCCAUUUCCAGCAUCAUGCCGUUCAUGGGAUCGCACGUCCAUCUUCGUUUUCUCAUGUUGUUGAAGCGGAACCCCAUGGCCACACCGGCAAUGACUUGGGAAUGCCCAUUCAAUCACAUACCAGAACUGCUCAUAUGAGUAACCCGCAAGGGUUCAGAGAGAAGGUAGUCUUGCAGGCCCACAAGGUUUAUAUUGACCUCCUAGCGUGCACUCAGGCCAUCCGAAAACCAAAUGCGACCAAAAGUGCAGCAGGAAAUACUACAUCGCCAAGGCUUCUCGUUUACCCCAAGCCUCCGAAACCAUCUUUGAGGAUCUCAGAGGCAGCUCUCGGACACGAGUUUGCACCUUUCAGGCCGCCUCAAGAAAAUGAACACUACCAGGGAUACAGCAGCAGGAGACAUUCGGCACAUAACUUCUAUGGGUCCUCCAACAGUUACUUACCCAUGGGAAAUACGACUCCAUUCACGGCAGCCAAGUCUACGUUGGAAGUGCUCAGUAAUCUCUGCGAACAGAGUAGCUGGGGUUGGAUUGAUGGAAUGAUGUUGGGAGGAUGUCUGCACUAUGGUCUGGAACAAUAUCAAGAGGCACUGGAAUGGUUCUCGAGAAUUCUUGCCCUUGACUCGAGCGAUGUCGAGGCAAUUACGAACAAAGCCGCCACUCUUUAUUGCCUUAAUCGUCAAGAUGAGGCCGAAAAACAUUGGAUUCGAGCUGUCGAGGUGCAACCCAGUUAUCUAGAAGCUGUUGAGCACCUGGUUGGUCUGCUAUACAAGAAACGCAGUAAGGAAGCCGUUGAUAUUAUCGACCAUGUCCAGCGCGCUCUAAGAAUCUCUUCGGUACAAGAUCAACGACAUGGGCCUCAGAGCCAAGUAGCAAAGACUCCUGGCUUUGCAUCAAGUGGUUACGCACUGCCCGCAAAAGAGAAUGGGCGCAUACUGGCUCUGAUACAUGCAAAGGGAACCAUGCUCUACAGUCUUAAAGAAAUCAACAGGGCAUCAGAAGCAUUCGAGGAGGCCGUGUUGAUCAGCGUUGGUCGUCGAAUGACUGGCAUACAGGAUCUUGUUCGUCAAAUUCAGACAGCGUUGUCGCCAAAUGAGGGUUUCGCAUCGAACGGACAAGUCGGGUACAACACGCGGCCCUUGUUACUUCCCCCUGAGCGUGCUCGUCACACUGCACAACUAGUUUUCGGUGGCACUGGAGCUCUACCAGGGCUACAGCAUGUGCCUGAAGGCUCAACUAAGAGAGCGGCCGUACAGACCACAAGCAACUCGCUAUUGUCACUGGCAAAGAUAUUUCAGGACUCCUUAUCGACUGGGCAAGGGGCACCAAAUAUCCUGCGACGCCCUUCGGGGGUUGAAGAUAUCCUAGCCCUCUACUAUCUAUCUUUGUCCCUCCAGGAAAGUCCUUCUACAGCCAACAAUGUCGGUAUCCUCCUUGCUGGCGUGCAACAAGCUACAUCCAACCCCCCAAGGCCAAAUAUGGAUGCUCUCUCUCAUCCAGGCAUUCCUGGAAUUGUGCCAGGAAGCGGCCUGGCGUUGGCUCUGGCAUAUUACCAUUACGGCCUGCGUCUUGAUCCCAAACACGUACAUUUACAUACCAAUCUGGGAAGCUUACUCAAAGACAUCGGACAAUUGGACCUGGCUAUCCAAAUGUACGAACAGGCGGUAUCAUGUGACGGGACCUUCGAUAUCGCCCUGACUAACCUCGCCAACGCUGUCAAGGACAGGGGGCGCAUCAACGAUGCAAUCUCGUACUAUAAACGGGCAGUCAACUCAAAUCCCGACUUCGCCGAGGCUGUUUGCGGUCUCUCUACCGCUCUCAAUUCGGUUUGCGACUGGAGGGGCCGAGGUGGGGUCAUACUCAAAGGUGGGAAGUAUGAUCGAUGGCAUGUUGAUGACGAUGGUCAACUUAUCGAUGCUCGAGCUACUGGGCAUGAUGAUGGUCUCGUCAGCCGUGUUAUUCGCACCAUCAAUCGUCAGUUGAGUGAGGCAUCGCAUUGGGGGCGUGGUGUUCUCGACGAUAACCGCAUCGCUGCUUUGGCGCAACAGAUUCAAGAUCUUGGCCUGGGCGCAGCACAUGAGGUUCAGCAAGACCUGGCAAAGUGGAAAAACCAGCGAUGGGAGGGCGCGCGCGUGCGCAAUGGAAUCCGAAUAUCCUGCUCCACGCUGCGAUUGCCAUGGCUACCUUCGACGGUUUAUCCUCCGCCUCCUCCCCCAAACCCUCAUCUAAACAUUGGAUAUGUAUCAUCAGACUUUAACAAUCACCCUCUCGCUCACCUAAUGCAAUCGGUAUUUGGAUUCCAUGAUCCCCAACGUGUGCGCGCAUUUUGCUAUGCUACGACGGCGAGUGAUCGGUCUGUCCAUCGACAGCAGAUCGAACGUGAGGCCCCUGUAUUUCGCGACGCCAGCAGUUGGCCUGCAGACAGACUAGUCGAACAGAUCGUUAGCGAUGAGAUUCACGUACUUGUAAAUCUCAACGGUUACACACGAGGAGCUCGUAACGAGGUCUUUGCCGCACGACCUGCGCCAGUCCAAAUGUCAUUCAUGGGCUUUGCCGGUACAUUAGGUGCUGAAUGGUGCGAUUACAUAUUAGCAGAUAGCACAGCCAUUCCUCCCGAGACCCUGCGACCCUGGCGUGGAAACUCAAAGGUUACCGACGUGUUCCAAGAUGAGACGGAGGGUGAAGGAGAGGAUUGGAUGUACUCGGAGAACAUCAUAUUCUGCCGAGAUACGUUCUUCUGCUGUGAUCAUGCCCAAUCUUGCGACGCAGGUGAACGGUCGAUCACCUGGGAACAAGAACAGCAACGUCGCUGGAAGAUGCGAAAGGAAAUAUUCCCUGCAUUGGCCGAUGACACUAUAAUCAUGGGCAACUUCAACCAGUUGUAUAAGGUUCCGAAGGCGGUGAUAUGGCUUCUCCGAUUUCCCGAACUAGGAGAAGCCAACCUGCGGCGGACAGCAAAGGAAUGGGCCGGGGAGGAAGUUGCCAGCCGCUUGUUGUUUACUGAUGUUGCGCCAAAAAGUCAGCACAUCUCAAGGGCCCGAGUGUGCGAUUUGUUUCUCGACACCCCAGAGUGCAAUGCUCAUACAACAGCGGCGGAUGUUCUCUGGUCAAGUACGCCUUUACUCACGCUUCCUCGUUAUCCAUACAAGAUGUGCUCUCGAAUGGCGGCAUCAAUCCUCAAAGGUGCCCUGCCAAAAUCGGACGAAGGUCGACAGGCCGCAGCCGAACUGAUCGCCGGCGAUGAAAAGGAAUACGAGCAGCGUGCAGUCAAGCUUGCCAACCAGCUCAGUUACACCAUAUCAGCGAGCGGCUAUGGUCAGGGGGAGGGUCGUCUGGCCGAGAUUCGCAAGUUGUUGUGGGAAAGCAAGUGGCACUGCGGACUAUUCAACACCAGAAGAUGGGUUGACGAUGUCGAGACGGCGUAUGAGGAAGCAUGGCGGCGAUGGGUCGCUGGCGAAGGUGGUGAUAUCCAUCUAUGA